Benincasa hispida (wax gourd) is the source of this 1401-nucleotide messenger RNA. RefSeq lists its product as uncharacterized. Lineage: Eukaryota; Viridiplantae; Streptophyta; Magnoliopsida; Cucurbitales; Cucurbitaceae. The record is from RefSeq and is a predicted model, not a curated record.
UCUUAAGCAAUCUAUGGAUAGUGCACAGAAUCUUAAGCAAUCUAUGGAUAGUGCACAGAGUCUUAAGCAAUCUAUGGAUAGUGCACAGAGUCUUAAGCAAUCUAAGGGACCAUUAGAGGUGACCCAUAAAGAAACAGAUGCUAUCUCUAAUCGCAGCAACUCCAAUUCUUCAUGUUCCUCAAAUUUGUCACAAGACUCGGCUGUUAGCAGCAUUUUCCAGAGUGAUCCUCCUGUUCUUCAACCAAAACCAGAUGUUGCUGAGUCUCUUGGAGCUGUGCAAACAGUGGAGAAUCCGUCUAUGGGAUCUCUUAGUAGAAUCCAGAGUUCUUCUAGGAGUUCUUCUCAGAUUCGAUUAUCAGGGGUGCUCGGAAGCCACGAUCCGAAUCGAAUACCAGUAUCAAUCUUCUCUGGUCGGCCAUCAAACCCUAUGGAAUGGAGUACUGCUUCAAAUGAAUCAUUGUUCAGUAUUCAUGUGGGAAACAACAGCUUUUCAAGGGAGCAUUUCAAUUUUUUUACUAAGUCUGGAGAAUUGAUGAUGAACCCCAAUUCAUCCCAGACUCCAUCCAACCUGCCCCCUUUUGUUGAACCAGCAAGAGUUGAGAGUAAAACUGAAGUUGCGGGGAAGACAUUCGUGGAACCAACAACGUCAACUGCACCUCAAAUUCCAGCCACACCAAGUCAAAAUGUAUCAGAUCAUAAAAAAGAAGUCACAACACCUACGGAUGAGCUUCGAGGUCGCCAGAGCGUAUCAAAUGACAGCAUGAAUAGCUCUCGUUCAUUUCAGUUCCCACUAUUGGCAAGUGAAGGUGCAACGCCAAAAACAACCAGCUCUGUCUCAACAGACUCAGGUGUAACAUCACAACAACAACCAGUUUCAAAACUGCAAUCGAAGAAGAGACAAUCAGCGAAGCAUCAACCACCAGAGCUUCAAUCUCCAUCUCAGACCACCUCAACAUCUCCGGCCAUGAAUUCAGGUUCAGGUUGGUUUUCCUGCCUCUCUUGGUGUCGAUGCCGGUGACAGAAUCUCUGCCCGUUGACUGUACUACUUGUUCUACUCACAUAUAUCAUCACAGAGAAAGCUACAGGAGAUGGUAACUUUACACUCUAGCUAAUUAGUUCUCUCUAAUUGAAAAGAGAAACAGAAAGAAAGAAAGAAAAACAUGGGCUUCAGUUGAUUGAUCUCCUUAAGAGUUAGCAGAAGAAUUAGUUUUUAUUGUAAUAAUCCCUUUUGUUCUUCUUUCAAGUUCUUCAUCUGAGGCUGCAUUCUCUAGAUAAUAUACGGCCGAUUGGUGAGAUCUCGAGUGUUUGCUUGUUUGUUUUCUUUUUCUCUGGCUUUGAUUAUAACUAUUAUAUUAUACGGCAACUAAUCUUCCAUUAAAACCUUCAACUCAUUAACACCUG